ACACACAUAACAUGAGGAGGAGUGAAGCUGUACGCCCCCCAGACAGCUCAGUUAUUCACACCUGCCUGCCUCACCGAGGGCCACUCACAGUUUGUGGUACGAGCAAUCAGAAAACGAAAACAGGAAUCGACAUGUCGACUUUCUGUUUCCUGAUAUUUUGAUCAUAUUUAAUGUGACUUUCUUUUCUGCUUUUAAGCUCUCUCUCUCUCACACACCUGCUUCUUUUUUAUAAAGAAACAGAACCUCUAUGGUUCAUGAUUAUGAUUAUUCAUAAGAACGGAACAUCUGCAUGUUUCACUUCUUCUGGCAAGAAGACAAACUAACACAGAUGGAGCCACGUUCUUAUGUAAGGCUGCAAAAUAAAGAGGACAGAAGGGGAAUAUUCCCAGCCUGUAACAAUCCGAGGAAAAUAAGAUCAUUUGGCAAGAUGAUGAGUUGGAAUAUAUUCAUGAUGAACUCAGCUGCGACAUUAAAGCUGCAGAAAUGGGAAGAAAGAAAAGAUACGAGAUUCCCACUUCCUCUUGAUGUGGGUACUCUCCUGAAUCAGAUGCAGUAUAUAUUCGGUCGGCUGUAUCGAUUGGAAAUAUGUUUCAGAGAGGCGCUGCGAUAAAGACACUCGAGAGCUGAGAGACUGCAGCCAUGCUUUGUGAAGGCAGAUUGUUGAGCAUGACCUAUGUUGACCUGGUGGAGCUGGACCCCCUCCCUCCUCAGAAGCCUCUCCGGAGCGCAUACUGGCUGCAGAGAGCAGCUGCUCGGCUCAUGCCAGGCUCCAGCAGACACACUCCACUGGUUCACCACAAUUCCCCUGAGCAGACAGGUCGCGUGGACGACAGGAGUGCUUCAGAGCCGUAUGUUCCUCCUCUGCAGUCCUUGGAUCUCCACAGGGCACAGCCAUGCAAGCGGAUGUCUCCAGAAAUAGAGAUCCCAGCUCAGGCUUGUUCAGGUGGUGACUCCCCUUUCUUGGUUCCCUCCUUCUGUCAGAGCAUCUGUCAAAACUACAGUGACCUCCAUAUCGGAGGUGACCAGGUGCUGCCUCUGUCAACCAACGAUGGGGAGCUCCGGCUCUGUACUGACGCCCAGGCUGUUGGCCCCUUCCUUCAGUCCUGUGAUGUCCUCCCAGCUGUGGAGGAUUCCCCACCAGGACAGACAUCUCAGGGUGGACUUCUGCGUCCACUGAGGGGAGGUUCAAAUCCCUGGAGAUUGGCGAGUACCCGUGAUCGGAGCUUUUUGUUCCAGGGGAGUGAAGCUCCGUUCUCCAACUCUCUUCUGAAUCACUAUCUGGAGGAAAAACUCAUGGAUCUGUACCAGCAAUACAUGAUGGACAACAUGGCCAGGGAAGGGGACUCCGGCACGGGCCCCAUUUGCCCUUUGCUGGGCUCAGAGCUGGUCCUCACCAGCCUGGACCAGAUCACUUUGCAGCUAAGUCGGGAAAGGAACCUGGAGGCCGGCGUGGCCAAGGACAUGGUUCUCAGCUGCCUGCUGCGAGUGGCUGGUGACAAGCAGUCAAGUGAGAUCAGUACUCCCUUUCUGCAGAUGUCAAACGAGACAUCCAGGGACGAGCUCACAGAGAAUAAAGAGCAGUAACACCGGUGUCAAGAACUCAUCCACAAAUACGAUGAAACUUACCAUAAGAGCUGCUGAGAGAGUGUGUAUUGAAUAUGUGUCAUAACAAUCUGUGUCAUAAUUUUCAUAUGCAACUGUACAUGUGUGCAUGUGCUGUGCUGUUUUUACAGGAACUGAACAAUAAAGACAGGAACUGAAAACUGAAA
Molecule: messenger RNA, 1769 nt
Organism: Larimichthys crocea (large yellow croaker)
Lineage: Eukaryota; Metazoa; Chordata; Actinopteri; Sciaenidae
Exons: 2
Coding region: 640-1584 (314 amino acids)
Biological process (GO): regulation of toll-like receptor signaling pathway
Source: RefSeq, a predicted model, not a curated record